GGUUUCUCUGUCUGUGUACUCUCUCUGUCUGACUCCAGAUAUGACACAAACACACUCCUACACCUGUGAAGUCAUCCGUCUGUGUGUGUGUUUGUGUGUGAGCUAAUGGUGUGACGGUGGAAAAAGUUUGGGGUGGAGGGUGUGAAGUGCUUAUAAGAGCUGGAGAAUCGUAAAAAACCACCAGAGAUUGAAGCAGAAGAUUCACAGAGACAGCUCUUCAGACGAAUCUGUUGCAGUCAUGAGUGUUACUCUUCACUGUGUGUUUCUGUGUGUUUCUCUGGCACUUGGCGCUUGUUAUGAUUCUCAGGAGAGCCGCGAGUCAUACGAGGUAUUUGUGAAUCCAUAUCAGGCAAACACUUUCAUGAGGAGUCCACAAAAUGCCAACUACAACCAAUACUUCUACAGGAGGAUGAAGUCUCCGGCCGAGCGGCGGGCCGAGAUCUGUGAGGAUUAUUCGCCGUGUCGUCUCUUUGCGCAGCGCUACGGAUCACCAAUGGCCUAUCAAGUGUACUUCGGCGCUCAGCAGCUCAAGCCCAAUCCACACGUGCAUCACUACUAAGUCCCGCCUCCACAUUUGCAUUUGACCAAUCAGCCUAUUCCUUUGAAUAAUGCCUUACAGACCCAUUAAACCCAGACACCUAUUUACACAUUUAUAAGUGCUUUUGUGUGUCACAGGUUUACUACUAAUCUCCUCUCGCUCUCUGACGAAGGGCCAGUUUGCUCAGAUAUUAACACAGCUACGCUUUUGCUGAUAUAUGCUCAAUUACUAUUCAAAGCUAAAAUCACGAAGGUGCCUGCAUUGACAUUUUGCAUUUCUUAAUAGAUGCAAAAAUUAGUUGUCCAAUGAAAACAUUUCCAGACAAGAAAUUUGUUUUUUAAUCUCGUCACAGAUGUGUUCAUUUGUUAAUCACAAUUAAACUCCUGCAAACCUGA
Messenger RNA from Puntigrus tetrazona (Sumatra barb), 933 nucleotides. RefSeq names its product matrix Gla protein (gene mgp). Lineage: Eukaryota; Metazoa; Chordata; Actinopteri; Cypriniformes; Cyprinidae. Gene Ontology annotation, cellular component: extracellular region. Bases 239 to 559 code for a protein of 106 amino acids. Gene Ontology annotation, molecular function: calcium ion binding. The transcript has 5 exons. The record is from RefSeq and is a predicted model, not a curated record.